AUGUGGCGUUGCUCGUCACAAUUACAUACUAUUUUUAUCUUAAAUUUAGAUAAAACUAUUCUUGUGAAUGGUUUGUUUGAUAUUUGUAUUCCAAUAUUUAGUCAGUCACUUGCUUUCAAAGAGACCGUGUCACACACACAACGUAUUUGUAAUUGUUGUAUCCAUCGGCAAGCUCUUGCAUCGAAACCUCUUCCUGCAGAUUUGAAGGACGUUCUGGACGAUUCUUGUAAAGUGGUCAAUUUCAUCAAGUCUCGCCACACGAACUCCAGAAUAUUUUCAUUAUUGUGUGAAGACAUGGGAAGUCUUCACAAAACCCUCCUUCUUCAUACUGAGGUUCGAUGGUUAUCACGAGGUAAAGUCCUUACUCGUUUGUUUGAACUUAGGCAUGAAGUUCAAAUGUUUUUUGAAGACCACCCUUUUCGACUGUCAUCAAAAUUUAACGACCAUGAAUGGCUUCAAAAACUAGCAUACUUAUCCGAUGUUUUUUUGAAAUUAAACAAUCUAAAUUUGACUCUUCAAAACAGUGCAGUGACAAUAUUCCAAGUUAAUGACAAAAUAGAAUCUUUUGUUAAAAAGUUAGAGUUUUGGAAAACGUGUAUUGAGAAUAACCAACCAGAAAUUUUUGAAGCACUGCAUGAUUUUCUCAGUGAAACUGAUAUGAACUUAUCACAAGGCAUCAAACACCAAAUUGUUCAACAUUUGAAUGAGCUUAAAACAGCUUUUGCAAAAUACUUCCCUAAAUGUGGAAAAGAAGACCACUGGAUUAUGUUCCCUUUCAGUGAAAUUUAUUUCAAAUCUGCAGUUUUAUCAGCCCGUGAAAAAGAAAAAUUGAUUGAACUGAAAACGGACUCUUCACUCCAAGCAGCAUUUCUUGAAAAAAAAUCACUGAUCACCUUUUGGGCUAAUGUGAAAGACGAAUAUCCUGAGCUUUCUUACAAAGCAUUCAAUGUUUUGCUACCGUUUACGAGCUCUGUAUUAGUGGAAAGAGCCUUUUCGUCAUACACAUUUAUUAAAAAUAAGUACCGCAAUAGACUCUCGGUGAGUUCAGACUUAUGA
Metopolophium dirhodum (rose-grain aphid) is the source of this 1056-nucleotide messenger RNA. Its product is annotated as zinc finger BED domain-containing protein 5-like. The transcript has a single exon. NCBI's taxonomy places the organism in Eukaryota, Metazoa, Arthropoda, Insecta, Hemiptera, Aphididae. The record is from RefSeq and is a predicted model, not a curated record. Gene Ontology annotation, molecular function: protein dimerization activity. Bases 1 to 1056 code for a protein of 351 amino acids.